Molecule: messenger RNA, 372 nt
Organism: Cooperia oncophora
Lineage: Eukaryota; Metazoa; Nematoda; Chromadorea; Rhabditida; Trichostrongylidae
Source: the annotation of a GenBank genome assembly
AUGGAAUACCUUUUGUUUUAUCAGGUUCGAGUUCUUGGUAAUUUACAACGAUACUCAAUUCAAUGUGUACUGUCACUGAACAUGUUCAACGAGAAGAUCUUUCUUUUUCUCUACUUUUGGUUCAUUUUGGUUGGAAUACUGACCACGAUCGACGCCAUCCAACUUGCCUAUGUCACUCGAUUCAACUCCAAGAAAUUACAGUUUGUUCGAAAAUUCAUCAAAUCGGCAGCUGACGAAGAAGAAAUUAUGGAUGAUUUUUGUAUAUAUCAAGUUAAUCCCGACAUGAUCGUGAUAUUGAACAUGAUUGGAGCCCAUGCUAAUGACGUCAUCUCUUGUGAAGUCCUUCAACAAAUGUGGAAAAAUUACAAGUGA